AGAACUUCUAGUAUUUCUUCCUUCAGGUGUUGGUUACUUCAUGUCUUAUCUGCGCGGUUGGUUCUCGCUUGAUACCUCGAGCUCCGCGACCAAGGUUGAGCCCAACGACUCCUACCCAAAUCAGCUACUUCCAGUCCCACAAUUCCAUGAAGAAGAUGAGGACGAUGGAUCGGACACGGCAGGUGAAGACGACUCACCGCCUGCUUUCCCCGCGAUCAACAGUGCACAACGUGCUGUCUCGUCUUCUUCAUCUUCAGACACAUCCAGGGGACUCAGCAUACCAAAGAUACUCACUGACUCUGCAUUGAUGCCCCCACCACCUGUACCUAGCCUUGCUAUACGCCAACCAGGUAUUCCGCCUCCACAGAGCUCAUCAUCUCUUCUUGCACCUAUGACUACGACUCAACCACCCAAACGACUUUCCAGACGUGAUAAAGUAGCUUUAGCGCCAGGAUUUGGUCCUCUCGAUUGGGGAAACCUCAAAGCAUCUGGCCAGAACCUACGAGUAAGCAAGUCGAUGCCAUCUUUAGUACGCAAUGUAGUGAGAUUUCAUCAGGGAGUUGAUGCAUUAAUGCGCAUCCCACCAUCUGUGCUUAAGUUACAUAACAAGAAGGAGGAUGCUUGGACAGCGAUCAAUGGGAAGGUUUAUAAUAUCACACCCUACCUCCCAUAUCACCCGGGUGGUGAGAAGGAGCUCAUGAGAGUAGCGGGUAGAGAUGGAACCAAGUUGUUUUCACUGACACACGCGUGGGUAAAUGCAGACUUCAUGCUUGAUGCAUGCCUGGUCGGAUUCCUAGUCUCAGAACCAAGCUCAUAAUAGAUCGGACAUGAUGUUGCAUAUAAUUGUUUAGAUUGCGUGGAUUAGAACUGCAGGCUGCUAUCGAUAUCUGUACCCAAUUACUUGCUGUGCUACAACGGGCGCCGCAUAGGCACUAUGGUGUACUUUGUGUCUAAGCCGGACCGCCACAGGAUGGACAUCUGGGCUAGGUGGCUGCUUAGUUGAUCGCAAUUGUGAUAUUCAGCGUCGCAACUCAGUACCAGACUAUGGAAAUCUACCAUUGCCUU
This is a messenger RNA of Suillus subaureus, 1065 nucleotides long. RefSeq lists its product as uncharacterized. The record is from RefSeq and is a predicted model, not a curated record. Bases 41 to 817 code for a protein of 258 amino acids. NCBI's taxonomy places the organism in Eukaryota, Fungi, Basidiomycota, Agaricomycetes, Boletales, Suillaceae. Gene Ontology annotation, molecular function: heme binding. The transcript is spliced from 3 exons.